Centropristis striata (black sea bass) is the source of this 5096-nucleotide messenger RNA. RefSeq names its product RAB11 family interacting protein 1 (class I) a (gene rab11fip1a). Lineage: Eukaryota; Metazoa; Chordata; Actinopteri; Perciformes; Serranidae. Gene Ontology annotation, molecular function: small GTPase binding. Gene Ontology annotation, cellular component: intracellular membrane-bounded organelle. The record is from RefSeq and is a predicted model, not a curated record. The coding region runs from base 351 to 3839 and encodes 1162 amino acids. Gene Ontology annotation, biological process: regulated exocytosis. The transcript is spliced from 6 exons.
GUUUUACGUAGCGGAGGCAAAACAAGGGGACUGUUUUUAUGAAAGCCUCUUAAAGGAAUUAGCCGCACCGCAGUGAUGUCCUGGUUGGGUUACACGGGAUAGUUCUUCCGUUAAGUUGGUUAACCGAGUGUUAACUCAACUCAAGUGUUAUUAGGAAGCUUAGAUACGUUACGAAGAGGAGGGAGAAGUAUUACGACACCAACCUGAGCUUCCUGAACUGAAGUCGAGCUAGGUAACCUAAUACCUACAGCCGCAGAGGACGACAAGGGUAAAAACGGAGUUAGGGAAUAGAUUAGCAGACAGCUAGUUAGUAAAACAAGUCGGAUUAACUUUUUAAACGGACUUCCGCGAUGUCUCUGGCUGACCAAAGCCAGCAGUGGUUCCCAACGAGUGUCCAGGUAACGGUACAUCAGGCUCGGAACCUGCGCGCCAAGGGCAAGAAUGGCACCAACGACGCCUAUGCCAUCAUCCAGGUGGCCAAAGACAAGUUUUCUACCUCUGUGUCCGAGAAAUGUGUCGAUCCGGUGUGGAAAGAAGAGGCUUCUUUCGAUCUUCCGCUCUUCCACCCGGGAAACGCCGACCGCUGUACGCUGCAUAUCAUAGUAAUGCACCGAGCUCAGGUGGGGCUCGACAAGUUCUUGGGUCAAGCUGUGGUGAACUUACUGAAUCUCCAUGACAACAAGGCUCGCAAAAAGACAGAUUGGUUCAAGCUGGUGGACAAGAGUGGAAAAGAGGACAAGGCGCGAGGGGAGGUGCUGCUAGAUAUCCAAUUUAUGAGAAACAACAUGUCAGCCAGCAUGUUCGACCUUUCUAUGCAGGACAAACCGCGCUCCCGCAUCUCCAAGCUGAAGGACAAAGUUCGUGGGAAGAAAAAGGAUGGCUUCUCAGACUCUGCUUCAGCCAUUGUUCCCUCUGUCAGCAAGGUCCUCACAGACAGCGAGGGAGAGGCUGACGCACAGUCACUCAAUCAGUCUCCAGGGGUGAAAAAGAAAUCAAAGCUUAAAACCCUUUUUGCUCCCAAAUCAAACUUGCACCGUAACGUCUCACAGUCCAUGUCUACACUUGGAACUCUUCCAGAGAAGAAUUCAUCUCUCGGUGGCAGCCGCUCAUCCGGCCUCAAUGUAGACUCUCCUGAAGCUAAAAAGAAAUUCAAGUUCCUGGGACACAAGCGAACAGGCAGCUCUGACAGCAAGGUGUCUCUGGGUCCUUUCUCCCUACUGGGUCGCUCCAAGCAGAGCAACAAUGACCCGAACAGCCUGUGCAUCAAUGGCAGCCAUGUUUACGCAGAGGAGACAGAGCCAAAGAGUGGAUCCACUCUUAGUCUGAACAGCUCAGGCCAAGGAUCUGUGGAGGAUGUCCGUAAACACACCUCAGAUGUCUCUGCAGAUUCCUUUAUAUCUGUCCCCUCCCACAAGCAUGAGUCUACCGAGAGGGCAAUACUAGAGCAACAACGCCAUCAAGAGGAGGAGGAGAGAAGGCAGGUAGAAGAGAUGCGCAUAGCAGAGGCAAAGAGGCUGGAGGAAGAGGAGAAAUACAUGGUAGAAAUCAAGAGACUGCGGGAGGAAGAGGAGCACAGACAACAAGAGGAACAGGAGAGGAAGAGGCGCUUUCUUGAGGAUGAAGCAAGGAGGAAGAAACAGAUGGAGGAGGAAGAAGACAGGAGAAAGCAAGAGGAAGCAGCAGCAGAAAACCAGAGGCUCGAGGAGGAGCGCCGAAAAGCUGAGGAGCAGAAACGACAGGAGGAGGCCUCCAUGAGCGACAGGCUGUCGUCCCUGUUUGGAAUGAUCAGAAAGAAGGAGGAGAAAAAGGAGGAGGUACAGCCACAACCUAAAGAGGAGCUACCCACAGCAGCCCCUCGCAGCAUCUCACAAGAUCCAGAACAACCAAUCUCCCACCGCUCCACCAACCCAUUUGAGGACAUUCCCCUCAGCACAGAUCCUCCAGUUAUCAGUGAUGAAAGUCCAGCUGAUCAGAUGUCAAACCGCAAUCCACAAACCCCCUCCGCCAUGGUCUUCCUCAACCGCACUGCUAAAGUGUCUGCAGUCAAACCCAGAUUAACUGAAUCUCUGGAGUCUGAACCUGCUGACUGCCAACCCCCCAGUCAGCCGUGUCCUUUCCCGUCACCCUCUGAGUCCACCUUCUCUAGUGUCCCUGCUGAGUCCCCUGAUACUUUCUCCACUCUCCACUCAUCCUUGGCUCCACCGAACAUAACUCCAAGCCCGUCUGGUUCUCCUCGUGGCAGCGUAGAGGAUUUGUCCUCUGUGGGAUCUUCACCCACCAUGUAUACGGAUAAGAAGAGAAGAGCCCCCGUGCCACCCGCAAAUCUAGGACAGACUGGAGGGAGAGAGAUCACAAACCCUGCCUAUGUAGAGGCAGAUGCAUCACAGCAAGGCAGAAAACCCUCUGUGCCACUUCCUGAUUAUGAAACCCUAUUUCCCCAGAAGAGACAUGGAGUGCAAGGGCAGACGCGAUGGGACCAUAUAAUCGCUGAGGUCAAUCAGAAACACAGGGACAGUUCAGAGAUGAGUGUGGAUGGCCCUGAGGAUCAUGAAGUCAUUGUUAGGUCUUCACUCCCACAAGAGAGUCCUGCUGUGAGGCAUUAUGAAACACAACCUCAAGAGACCAAACCUCUAUCAUCAAAAAGAGCAGCAGCCCCAGCUCCUCCUAAAUCAGUCCCAGAACCUGUAAACACAAGCAGAGAAAGUCUAUCAGUGACAUACAGGGAUGGAGCAAGGAAGGCAUUGCAACCACCAUCUGCAGCAACACAUUCACCCAGACCUACUAGCCAAAUGGACUGGGAUUCUCAAGUGCAAGUGAAUAAUGAGGCACCCACAGCCAAACCCAGACAGAGAGCUAAUGGCAGAGAACCAGUACAACAAGAAGAUUCUGCUCAGUUCGACCCAUUCCCCAGUACUGAGCUUCUUUCCAAAGACCCAUGGGCCCAGCAGAAGCAGAACCAAGAAAAUUAUGACCGCUUCACCGGCAGUGUACAGAAAGAGCAGAAAUUUGAAGACAAGGGAAUGACACUGAACGAUCUUGAUAAGAUUUUUACUCAAGAUAAACAGAUGGAUCCAUUUGCCGAUUUUAACAGCAGUGACUCAAACAAACGCAACGAGUUGAGCAUAAAAGACGAAGUUUCAAAGCAAAUGAGUUCUGCUUUCCAGAGAAAGAAUUCACAGAAACGAAAACAGAUUCCUCAGCUCACAACUAACUCGGAUGAUAAGACUUCCAAGUCCCGACAAGAAGAAACAACUGUAACCGCUGCCUAUCAAGGCCUCUCCGCAAGAACUGUCAGGAGUGGGUCUGUCUCACCGAAGCUUCCAGCUGAUGUGAAAACACAAAGUAAAUUAUAUGGAGGAAAGGAUCAAUUUGGAGCUGAACCUUUGAACUCAACCGUGACUUCAUCAGAACCCCUCAAUGUAGUUCUGGAGGAUCCAACACCUCAGGCAGGGGGGAAGUCAAGUUUGCGAGCUUGGGUCGCACCCUCUGAUGUUCAGACUGUCAAUGCUCAGAAUAGCAAUGGAGGUGGGCUAGCCUUUACUCCACGCAGGCCUCAUCCUGUGAAGCCCAUGCAUCCCAACGGCAACCCUGCUGUGAAAGAGAUAAAGGUCCGUGACAGCACCCCGGGGAAGAUUCAGGUUGCAGACUCGCUGGGAAGUGGCCCUUAUACUCAGCUGACGCAGGAAGAGUUGAUCACAAUGGUGGUGAGGCAGCAAGCUGACCUGUCCAGGAAGGACAAUAAGAUCGUUGAGCUCGAGGAGUACAUCGACAACCUUCUUGUCCGCGUCAUAGAGGAGCAACCCAGCAUCCUGCAGUCUCUUAACGCCAAGCCAGUGUAAGGUUACGGCUGCUGGAACAAAGAGAGUCCCACUUAAGGACGUGGUCAUGUUUGUUAUGUGUCCUUGUACUGUUCUAUGUGCGCACGAUGAAGGUCUUAGAGCAUAAAUGCACUUUCUUAGUUUCAGAGUCAGCGUCCAAGAAUGCUGGAAAAUAGUCUCUGAAGUAAUAACAUUUGGUGAACACUUAAAAACAAGCAAAUAGAACAUCUUUAUAAAAACAAAUGAAUGUUUUGACACUAAGGUACUGGAAUUAGCUUUAAAGACAUGAAAAUCUAUUCAACACUUUGAUUUACAUACCAUACUUGAUGACUUGGGUUGAGCUUUAUUUAAUAUACUAAUGAUGAAAUGAAAGUUAUAAUUUUUUAAAUACUAUCUUGCCUUUUUUACUAUUUACACUGGGCUUUGUGUAAGUUAUUACCGUACGAUGAAUGAUCAUAUUCAUAAACAAAAAACAUCCAUGCACCAUCUUAGUGAUGAAAGAUAUUCCCUCAUAUUAAUAAUAAUCUAAUGAGCUGAUUUAAGCGUAAGAUUAAUAAUGAUAAUAAUAUAGCAAGGGAAAAUUGACUUUUCCCUCCACCGCUUAAGUCUUAUUUUUUUAUUUUCUUGUUUAAUCCUUUGGGCUUGCAUGUAUUUUUGUUUUUUAAAUCUAACCAACUAAUUAAUAACAUUCCUCCCUCGUUGAACUCACCACAGUUGAAUGUCAGCUGGUCGUCCAGUCCUUAAAAACAUAUUGUGCCUAUUUUUUGCUUCAAAGAGGUGUCAUUAAGAACACCAGCAAUAAAAAAAGAAAGCAGCUGCUAUGUACUGUACAUAGUUUGAAUUACACAGCAGUUUUUUUUCUUUCAAGUGGUUGUUAUGUAGCCUGUGCACAUAGUUUGAAAUAUUAUGCAAGUGCAGAAUCAAACUCCUCUAAUAAUAAUAUGUUGAGAUUUUGAUCACUGUCAUGUUUGUGUUGUAUUUGUAAAAUUAAAACCAAGAGAUAAUCAAAAACAAAUCAUAAGAGGAUCUGUAAUAGACUCACUAUCAACAGUAACCAACCAGCCUUGUCUUUGUAUAUGAACUACACUAAUGAAUGAAUAAAUGAACAUCAAUGCCUUUAUUACAAUAACAUUGAUUUAUGUCUUGGCAGCAAAUAUAGCAAUAUAAAUCUUCAGAAUGUACAGACCUGUGCCUUGAAAACCUUUUUUUUUCACAUGACUUGCAUGUCUGAUUUUGCUGGAUGGACAUUUGUGGGCUGCCUCUCUUCUUUUUCUGGAG